Periophthalmus magnuspinnatus is the source of this 4328-nucleotide messenger RNA. It is a transcript of the gene prkacaa, whose product is annotated as protein kinase, cAMP-dependent, catalytic, alpha, genome duplicate a. Lineage: Eukaryota; Metazoa; Chordata; Actinopteri; Gobiiformes; Gobiidae. The transcript is spliced from 10 exons. Gene Ontology annotation, molecular function: protein kinase A regulatory subunit binding; cAMP-dependent protein kinase activity; ATP binding. Gene Ontology annotation, biological process: peptidyl-serine phosphorylation. The coding region runs from base 740 to 1795 and encodes 351 amino acids. Gene Ontology annotation, cellular component: cAMP-dependent protein kinase complex; nucleus. The record is from RefSeq and is a predicted model, not a curated record.
GCGCUCAGAGGCGGGCCUUGUGGAUGCAUGACUGGAGUUUCCCUUGCGGUCUGAAGAUUAAUGGAAGGGGUCUGUUGAUCUUAGGAAUCGACUGUCAGAUGGUCGGUCCUAGGCAAAAAUAUCUCGUUUGACGACUACUGCAGGGCGGAUGGAGAAACAGCCAUUUGGAUUAAGCAAAAGUGAAUGAGGCGGGACCGUGCGGCUGUUGUUUUGAAAUCCAGGUUUCAACUAAAGGCCUGCCUGCACUGAGAUAGCACCUGGCUAAAUCAGGCCAGAGAACAACUACGAGGACGCUACGAGCUAACGCUAGCAGCUCGCUACAAAGACGGAAAUCAGCUCUCCCCAAACCCUACUUUGAAGCAUACCCUGGACGCACACCACACGGAGGGAGUUAAUGCUAAUUUACUGACUUUUUACGCCAGCGAUUUUUGUUUGGCUUUUGUGAAGCUAAAUCUUUCAAGUUUAUAUUCACAUUUAUAGGUAGCUAUCGUGCUAACUAGCAGGCUAGCCAAUAUCCUUCGUGUUAGCUAAGGACUUCUUGUAUUAGUGGGAUUUUCUACACAAGCAAAGGCAAAGUACAACAGCACGUAUUCACUCGUUAGUUAAUAAUGAUAGCUGUUAGCUAGUAGCUUGUCAACUUUUGUGAUCAAAAGGCUACGAUAGCUGGCGUUGCAGCAUCACAUAAGGACUUGUAAAGAACUGAAGCCGAACCCGGGGACCCAGCCACCAGACUGCCAUCAUGGGCAACACGCCCACCGCAAAGAAAGGCAAUGAGAUGGAGAGCGUGAAGGAGUUUCUUGCCAAAGCCAAAGAGGAUUUCCUUAAAAAAUGGGAAAAUCCAGCUCAGCAAACGGCAGCAUUGGACCACUUUGAGCGCCUGAAGACCUUAGGGACCGGGUCAUUUGGUCGAGUCAUGCUGGUCAAACACAAAGAAACAGGCCAGCAUUUUGCCAUGAAGAUACUUGACAAACAGAAGGUAGUGAAGCUGAAGCAGAUAGAGCACACACUGAAUGAGAAGCGCAUCCUACAGGCCGUCAGCUUUCCUUUCCUUGUGCGACUGGAACACUCGUUUAAGGACAACAGUAAUCUAUACAUGAUAAUGGAGUAUGUCCCUGGAGGUGAAAUGUUCUCACACUUACGGAGAAUUGGUAGAUUCAGUGAACCACACGCCCGCUUCUACGCAGCUCAGAUUGUACUGACCUUUGAAUACCUUCACUCACUGGAUCUCAUUUAUCGAGAUCUAAAGCCCGAGAACUUGCUUAUUGACCAGCAAGGUUAUAUCCAGGUAACAGAUUUUGGAUUUGCCAAAAGAGUGAAAGGCAGAACCUGGACACUUUGUGGGACGCCCGAGUACCUGGCCCCAGAGAUUAUCCUCAGUAAAGGUUACAAUAAAGCUGUGGACUGGUGGGCUCUGGGAGUGCUAAUCUAUGAAAUGGCAGCUGGUUAUCCUCCUUUCUUUGCGGACCAGCCUAUUCAGAUCUAUGAGAAGAUAGUAUCAGGAAAGGUUCGUUUCCCGUCCCACUUCAGCUCAGACCUUAAAGACAUGCUGAGAAACCUGCUCCAGGUGGACCUGACCAAGCGCUUCGGAAACCUCAGGAACGGAGUCAAUGAUAUCAAGGGCCACAAGUGGUUUGCCACCACUGACUGGAUUGCCAUCUACCAGAGGAAGGUGGAAGCUCCCUUUAUCCCUAAGUGCAAAGGGCCUGGCGACACAAGCAACUUUGACGACUACGAGGAAGAGGAAAUCCGAGUCUCCUUCACAGAAAAAUGUGCUAAGGAGUUUGCUGAGUUCUAGGUCCAAACCGUGAGCAGUGGAGAGCUACUAAGACACAGAGAUUUAGAAAGGGUACGGGGGCGGGAAGUGCUAGUGUGGACUGCUAACUUGCUUAUUUGUGAUGACGACAACAAUGUAAACCCCCCCCUGGAGGCUAAGUGCAGAAAGAUCUAACAGAACCAGCAGUGUUGCCUUUUCUAAUUGUUUCACAACUGUUACCUAUUCAUUUUAUUUAUCCCUCUUGUAUUUGUGGCAGGGGCUUGACGAAGACGGGCGUAGUGGGUCGUGGAUGUUCAGUAUCUCUCUGAUGGUGUAAUGACAUGUCUUGAGUUUAUUCGCAGGUUGGGGGCUUUGAUUUUUGUAUUAAGGUACUGGAUCUGCGACGCUGCUGUGUUUGUGAACGGGCUACUCCUCUCUUUACAAAAUAAAGUGAUUGAUUGUCAGCAUUUUCACCUCUGUUACCCCUUGUCCAUCUCCUCCAUCCACAAUCUGUCCAAGCAAUACCAAGUCCAACAGAUGUGCCUAUUGCUAUGCCUCCUCGUUGGAAAAAAAAAAACGUGUGGGGAGAGAUUUGGUGCAGUUUUGGCUACUUUUGGAUUCAGUUUGACCAGGGAUUUGCACCUGCCUUUAUCUGCUCGAUGUGGCAUGGUUUUUGGGUAGAUGACAUGCUCACUACUUACUAUGGAGUGAAGGUGAGGGUCUAUCAGUUAAUUUUGAAUAGGUCUUAAUCCUAUAUGCGAUGUUGAGGUCUGCAUUAAGUCUCUUAGCUGAAUUUAUUAGAGAAUUUUAAAAUCCUAUUGGUGAUCAUUUCGUCAUUUUAUGUCAAAUCUCUAUGUGCUCGUGUGUUAUUUAGUGCUCAAGGGUGGGGUCAUCAAAGGUGAAAUGGCUGAGAUUCUGCAGCCAUGAAUAUUGUGGUCACACUCCUGAAAAUUGUUUAUUUAUCAUAGUACAUUUAUACAUGUAUAUUGAAAAAUAUAUAUAUGAUAGAUUACAUUAAAAAUCAUCUAUCUUUUCAGCUUUGUCUCAUGGCUGUUGAAAUUUAAUUAAGAUAUAAUGAAAAAGUUGUUAUAAAAUUCUGCCAAAUUUGCAAAAGAAGAGCAGUUUUCUGUGUGGAGAAUUUUAAUACAUAAUAAGUAGCAAAAUGUUUCAACAAAAUGUAUGUGUUAUUUUUGUACAAUAUCAUCUUCAAGAAAGAUUGCAAAGCAUUUUGCUUUAUAGUGCUGAGGUACCCAGGGUUGUCCAAAAACAUCAUAAAUACACUGUAAAUGUUAAGAUUGUUUUGGCUUUGGUCAUUACCCAAAAGAGGGCAACAAUUUGCUGACAUUUGUCACAAUUACAGAGCUUGCUUUAUUUUGUCUUUUUGUAAAUAUCCUCUUGCAACAACUUCAGAUUUACAACCCAACCAAAUUGUUUGAUUUGUUAUUGUUUAUUGUUAAAUAUAAACUGACCGAGAAAAGUCCCCCUUUUGACAAGUUGAUUUUCGUGAGUGCAAGACAAUCGCAGACCAAAUCUUGAGGCUGGUUUGUUGACUGAAAUGUUUUGAUGAAGGAUACUUUGGUCCCCCUCCUCUUUGUAGGCCCUAGGUGCUAUACUUUGUCCAUUUCAUGUUGAUGCUUUUUGUCAGUUAUUUGGUGUGCAUUGUUCCUUGUCAUAAUGUCUUGUAACAUGACAAUUUUGAGAAUGUUUUGAGUCAAAAUGAUUUCAUUUGGGUGGGUACAUCUUAUUUUUCUCGUCUCUCGAUGUAACCUAGGUCAAUGCCGGGAUACUUAUUUUGAAUGUCUUAAAUCAUCUACAGAUUUUAGUGCUGUUUUGAAUCAUAUUUCUGAAAUUAAGCAACCCAACUAACUGCAAGCACGACUCUCCCUGGGCACAACAAAUUGAUGUUUCCGCAGCACGCACUGGCAGCGCUGUGCAACCUUUGAUUUGUCUGAGUGUUACAUAAAACAGUGGACUGCCAUCAACUUGUGUGGUCAUUUGCAAAUGGUAAAGCACAUGUCACAGUUUUAAUUUAUUUUGAAUCUAAACAAAGUAUACCGCUUGACAAAAAGCACAUGUAUGUUUUUGUUUCAGCAAAUGAUUCAAUCACAGUUGGUGGUAAUGAGCCUUGAUCCACACCAGACAAUGUUAUAUUGUCGAUUUAAAAACAAGUCUGUAAAUUCUCUUUUAAUCAGUUAAAACACUAUCAGCUGCUCUGUGCUUGUCUCCUGUUUUUGCCUUCUUCAAUCAUGUUUUCACACACUGUUCAUUAAAACAUAACACUUUUUACAUCUGAAAUGUUUUGUGUUUAUAUUUUCUAAUUGUAUUUUCAGAAAAAGGACAAAAAUCUGCAAAAACACAACAUUAAUCUUUUCCUCAUUACCUGGGUACAGUGAUUGUGUAGUCUAUUGUACCUUUUGGGAAACAAUACUGUAUAUCCUUGCCUUUGACAGUCUUAACUAUCUUACCCUCUGGAGAACUUGACAAUAUCCUUAGAACACAACGAGUAUGUCAAAAAUAUAAAGUAAUAUUUUGCAAAAUGUAUCAUUCCAAUAAAGUUUUACUUGUUAAAGACUAA